UACGGCAUUCUGGGAGUGGAGUGGGAAAUGAUCAGCUGGCUGGUGGCACCCACCAAUCACGGUGCGACUCAACUCACCCUUUUCGGAGGCCAAGACCUCUCGGGGUCAUCCCGAGGCCAUUUUGCAUCCUACAUUGCCGAUCACCCUCGCCUUCGCAUUGCUAUCAAGAAGAAGGAAUGCAAAUGAUGGAACUGACGGGGUUCAAGCGGACGAUUCUACCAUUAUUAUGGUGGCACCGAAUCCAACCCAGCAAAAUGUCGCUUAUCUAUCCGAAUACCGAGGUGCACUAUCGGUCAUGGAUUUCGGCAUUCUUUCUACGUUUUCGAAGUGGGUGUGCGAUGCAUGUCCCCCGUGGGUUGGGUGUGUGACAUGCAUGGCAUGCGCUCGGUGCCGUCGCAAGCAAUCUGCCUUCUGCACUGCAUAGCGACAGACUACUGCAUGUCCCAAGGCGCAAGGCGCAUAACGGGAAGCAAGCAAGCAAUCAAGCAGGCUAGCAGAUUACAAUGGGCGCUUUUUUUUCUUCCCUUCUGUUGUACUACUGCUACUGGGCUUUUCUUCUUCAUCAUCUUUUUUGUCAUUACAUGCUUACGCGCGGCGGGUGUUGGGGCGAUGAGGGGAGGCGGUGAUAUACCCUGCUUUUGCAUCUUACUCAUGAAGAUUUUGUCAACGAUUUUUUUACUUUUCAUACUGUUAUUUUUCUCGGAUAUGACGACGUGUUGGAUGGUUGGUUGGUUGGUUGGUUGGUCGGAUCUACUCUGGUGUUUUUGGACUCGGUGUGGCUUUUUCGUUUCUUUUUCUUUUUUUUCUGGAUGAUUUUGGAUUGAAGGUUGUAAUUGAGGCGAAAUCCACCUACCUACCUACCUACCAGGUUUUCAUAUGAUGUAUGUU
Messenger RNA from Neurospora hispaniola, 888 nucleotides. RefSeq lists its product as uncharacterized. The transcript has a single exon. Bases 343 to 813 code for a protein of 156 amino acids. The record is from RefSeq and is a predicted model, not a curated record. Lineage: Eukaryota; Fungi; Ascomycota; Sordariomycetes; Sordariales; Sordariaceae.